Molecule: messenger RNA, 1416 nt
Organism: Acanthamoeba castellanii str. Neff
Lineage: Eukaryota; Discosea; Longamoebia; Acanthamoebidae
Product: WD domain, Gbeta repeat-containing protein
Exons: 9
Coding region: 1-1416 (471 amino acids)
Biological process (GO): proteasome-mediated ubiquitin-dependent protein catabolic process; ubiquitin recycling
Cellular component (GO): cytoplasm; nucleus
Molecular function (GO): ubiquitin binding
Source: RefSeq, a predicted model, not a curated record
AUGGAGGUAGAAGGUACGGCCACGGUGCCGGAGGUGGUUGCUGACGGCAACUCGUUCCUUCUCGGCCAGCACGAUGACUACGUGACCCAGGUUGCGGUCAUCCCCACCAUUAGCGAUUCCGAACCCUCUGCUUUUGAUGUGCUCUCGGCCGGCAUCGACGGCAUCCUUCGAUGCCACUCCGUCGUUUUGCAGGAAGGGAGCGCUACGACGACGCAGACAUGGGAGGUGCUGAAAGAGAACUUCCCGCUGCAGGCGAUGGCAACCGCGUCCAACUUUGGCCACUCGCUGGUGGCUGUGGGCGGCAUGGGCCACAAGAUCCACCUCCUCAUUCGAGAUCGGGCCAAGUGGGUGCCGCUUCUCGUGUUGGCCACGCGCAAGCCAGUCUCGGCCCUGCUCAUCCACUCCGACUCCGCCCAGAAGAAGAGGGAGAGCGGUCACGGAGUACACUGGGGCGUCAGCGUCUUUGCAGCUUCGCAGGACAAGGAGGUCCACCGAUUUACAGUGAGUACGUGUCCCCUUGGCUUGCUGGCCGCGGUAGAACGCACUUAUGGUCUAAACCUCCCGCGCCUGCCUCUAGUGCUGAGCAGAGACGAAAAGGAGGGUAGCGAGUGGGUUGUGACCGUCACGGGCUCGGUCUCGAUAACUGGGCACACGGACCAUGUGCGAUCCGUCGCCAUGGCGCCAGUGACUGAGGGAGGCGAGCACUACCUCGGCUCGGCCUCUGAUGACGGCCUGGUCAAGCGCAGCAACUCAGCCUCAGUCUUUGCGCAGGUCUGGAAGAUGUCGACCCUCACAGAGCAGCAUGUGUGCGAAGGCCACCUGGACGAUGUCCUCUCCCUCUCCAUGGACUUCUACACCCCUCAGAAGCCGAUUAUCGUGAGCGGCGGCAAGGACCGAACGCUUCGUAUUUGGGGCGAGGGAACGAGCCGAGCCGCCACGCCCAUUGCCUGCUUGGCCACGCUUCGUCUGCCCGCCGUCGCUCGCUGUAUAGUGACGACGAAGCCACAGGAGGGCGAGACCUACGGCGAUGUGAUCGUGGGCUGCGGCGACGGUCAGGUGCGACAGUGGCGAUACGUCAAAGAGCGGCGGCAGGAAGAACAGCACCACACGGUCGCGAUCGAGGCGCCCAAGGCCACCAAGCAGCGGAAGGGCGCCAAGAGGGGCAAGCGGCGACAGAGUGGCAACGCGAUGGACGUGGAGGAGCCCGCCGCCACCACGACCACAACCACCAUCAGGGAGUGGGUCGAGGCCAAGUGGGUGCUGGUCAAGAGCGUCCACGUGCAUCGCGAGUCCAUCGCCUCCAUCGCGCUGGUGGACGCGCAUCUCGAAGAGCAGCAGCAAGCCCAGCUGCAGCCGACAUCGCUCAUCGUCAUCACCGGAGCCAAUGAAGGCAGCGUCCAACUCACCCGCCUGUGA